AGACCGCGUGACAGAAGAAGUCACGUGCAUGGGGGAAGUUUGUAUUUGCCUUAUCGGAGUUGCCGCUUAUAAAAAUUUUUAAAUUUUACGUUCAUACAGUGUGGCGCAUGGAACAAGAUCCUUAAAAAUGGGAGUGGCCUUUUUCGCGCAUUGACAAACUGAUCUGACUGAAAGUGCUAAGACGGAUCAAGUAUUCGAUGUUCCGUGCAAGUAUUUUAAUAGACUUUGAGAAAUACGUAAGUGCUUUUGAUAAUGAGGUGGUGCUUUUAAAAAAAUUACAAUUACAAAUUAAUAUAUGAAUCGGUAUUCAUUUUUCAGUAUUGGAGGGUAUUAUUAAAAGUCCCUAUAGUUAUUUUUUAUAUCUGUUAUUCUGUUGUAGUUUAUCUAUUACAUUUGUGUUUACUUGCCUUGAAUUAUCGUUUACAUUUAAUUUGUGAACAGUGUAAAAAAACAGUCUGCAUGGUGAAGUGCGUGAAUGUCGUCGGUGGUGUCGUAAGGGGAAGAAAAGUCGAACCGGACGUUUAGGUAGACGUAUCGAUUGCAUCUAUCCGAAAAUUCUUUCAUCAAUGCAUAACAUCAGAGGUUACGUUCUUAAGUCACAAUUAAUUCGUUAAAGAAGCGUAUGAAAAUGUUUCAAGAUUUGACAUAGUGAGCUGCUCAGUCGGAGGGGCUGCAGCUGGGCCAUCAGGAAUGUUAAUAAUGCCUUCGGUAUUGGAAGAAGUUGAUGACAGUUCCAACGUAUAUACUCCGCUAGUUGACUCUAGUGGAAUUACCGUUGUUCCACCCAGUCCAUCCUCGAAACCUCUUAAGACUAUUAAUGAUGUCAGGGUGCUUUUGCAACAAGGACGAAAGCAAGAUCUGAAACAGCUUCUUCGCAAUAAUCCUUGGCCUGUUAACAAUCCCAUUCGAAAGGAGCUGUGGCCCCUGCUGUGUACACAGCAUCAGAAUGGCAAAUCCAACAUCAUCGAUGGCUUUUAUUGGGAUAUGGUGAAUCAAGUUUUUGGAAGCACCGAAUUACCUGAUAAACCGAUUAGCUUACCACCUUUCGUGGAGCCCUCCCACUGCCAGUCAUAUUACAUGACACACAAGGGGCGAAGUGUUACUGAUCGUGUUGUGUCAGUGCUAGGAUAUGCUUGCCCCGAUAUAGUAUACAGCCCCACUAUUUACCCCAUCUGUGCUCUUCUUCUUCACUACGUGUCAG
Molecule: messenger RNA, 1201 nt
Organism: Anoplophora glabripennis (Asian longhorned beetle)
Lineage: Eukaryota; Metazoa; Arthropoda; Insecta; Coleoptera; Cerambycidae
Exons: 2
Source: RefSeq, a predicted model, not a curated record